CGACAAUCAUCAUUCGUCGAACAUCGGUCGUACGUGUCGUACGCGUUCUUCUUAACCUAUACUUAUAAUAUAUAUAUAUAUUUAUAUUAUUUUUUUUCAAUUUACAUUCUCACUUUCAUAAUAACACGUUAAACGGAAACAGAGACGCUCACGUGUUCUCGAUUUAACAUAGAUACCUAAGGUAUAAACUCCAUCGAAACUCGCAGAUCGAUUCAGCUGCAAUAAGAUGCCCAAGUACACGGACUCAGGUACAUAUACGAUUUAUAUAUAUAUGUUAAUAUAUUAUUGUUAUAUUAUAAGAAUUAAGUGAAUAAUGUAGCAGUGGUUCACGACGGUGACUUUUUAGAGGUACAUUUGUUUUAAUGAAAACCAUUAGUGGCGUUUAGUCGGAGAUUAUUUAGUAGAAUUUUGGAACGCGCCGGUACAUCCGGCGUAAUAUUGGAAGGAUAGAACGUUCCAUCAUCUGAUAUUUAAAAAUUAACUGAAUGACUAUUACGCGUGAUACGAUCACACAAGUUUUUGCCACGCGACUGAUUGUACAUGACAGUCAUUUGCUAAUUUUAAAUACCAAAUGAUAUCCCUCGUGAUAGAACAAGCAUUUGUAAUGUGAGAAGAUAAAACUGUCCAUAUAAAUGAGGUUUACAUAUGAUUUUAUAAAUAAUAGAGUGUCUCCAGUCAUUUUAAAAAUUAGACCUCUUUCUUUUGCAUAUUCAGCUGAGCAUGUACUUUUAUUUUAAAUACGUAUGCGUUAUUAUAAUAUUUAUAAUUCCGUAUAAAAAACGAAGCGAUUAUUUAUCAGUCAAAAGUCUCUCAGUGUAUGAGAAGUGUAUUAUAAAAUAAUAAUAACAAUGUUAGAAAUUUGUAUACUAUUAUUUGUAUGCAAAGUAAUUUUCUUAAUUGAGAAUAAUUAUUUUUCGGAUUUCUAUAGGUACUGGUGGUCGAUUUUAAAACAUGACGUUAUAUUAUUAUAUAUAUAUACAUAAAAAAAGAAUCGAUUUCUGUAUAAUUGUAGAAACACAAUAUACAAUAAAAUAUUACAUUAUUAUACGAAAAAUCUGUAUGAAAGAAAAUCGAGUCAAUUGUAAAUUAUUAUCUAACAACAUAAAACUAAGCAUUAAAGUUUUAUUAAACUCAAACGAACUAACUAACUACCUACAGGUUUAAUUAAUAGGAUUAGUAAAAGCGAUAUAUCUAUCAAAAUAGUAAAUAUUGUAUAUUAUUUUAUUUUUAACAUUUGUUUGCAAAAGUAGAUUAUGUUGUGUGUAAUUUACCGUAAUGAUACAACAUUAUUAUUAUGUUAUGUUAAGUACAAUAUAGGCACCGACUAUAGAAAUAUUUUUAUUGGUACUUAAGAUGCAUUUAAGAAAAUUAAAUUUUAAAACUAUAUUAUACUUACACGUGAAUUUGAUUACUAAAGAGGCCAUAAUUUCUUUUCUCUGUCUUUUAGAAAUUUCGAAAAUUUCAAUUCGAAUGUCGAAAAACAAUUAAUGGUUUUUAUUUUUAAAAUUCAAUAAAUUAUACCUUUAUUGCGAUUACGCAUAGUGAAAGCAUUAUAACAAUAAUAUUCGUCUAUUUUAUGGUUAAAUAUGUACGCCCCACGAUGUCGAAUUCAUGUAGGAAUUUGAUUAGAAUUAUUUAUCGCCUUCAGUAAAGUUUUGGGAGAUGUGUGUCUUUUUUAUUUGUUUCGUUUUUAUUUGAGAGAUUUUUCAACGCAUACACUAGUAAGUAAUUUGAAAACAAAUACAGGCGAAACUCUAAUGAAUGGACAAUGGUGGCCUUAGGGUAAAAAUUAAUUGGAUACAUGUAAUCAUCAAUUAUUUUAUAACAAUGUUUAAAUAUUUACUUAAAAAAAAAUAAAUCAAUACAAUAUAAUUUGAAUGUAUUUAUGAAAAUUUACGACAUACCGAUCGAAGUUGCACAAUAACCAACAAAACAGUAAACAGAAUUCGGUGGAAGUAUACCAGGUAAUUUAUUUAAGUAGAUACACUCAUUAUCUCGGAAAGUAUUAACUUUUUCCGAAAUUUAUUUUAUAGAAUAUUUAAAAAACAAGCUGCUCUACAAUUUUAUAUGUAUGUUAUUUUUUGUCACCCUUAUUUUUGGAGGUAAAAUUACUACUUACUUUUGAUUUUUAAAUUGCAGCCUAUAUUAAAAUGUCCAUAAAUAAAUUGAUUAUUUGUUAAAAUAAAUUUUAGUGUUGACAUUUUUGAUUUCUAUCAGGCCGUUGACGAGAUAUUCCACUUUUAAUUUUAGGUUGGAGGAGAGUAGUGGUAUAUUAUUAACACGUCGCGCGCUGUACUGCCACACUGAUGAUACUCCAACAGUCCAAUCCAAAUUUAAAAGUGGAAUAUCUCGUCAACGAAUCAACAGAAAUUAAAAAUUUCAACACUCAAAUUUAUUUUAACUAAUACUCAAUCUAUUUAAGGAAUUUUUAAUGUGGGCUGCAAUUUGAAAAUCAAAAGUAGGUAAUGGUUUUACCCCCAAAAAUAAGAGUGACAAAAAAUAACACAAAUAUAAAAUUGUAGUGCAUCUUGUUACAUAAAUGAUCUAGAAAACAAAUUCCGAAAAAAGUUAAUAGUUUCCGAGAUAACAAGUGUACCCACUUAAAUUAAUCACCAGGUAUAACAUAGAAUCAUUUCAGAGGGGAGGGGGAGAGGAGAGAGUAAUAUAAAAUCAUAAUCAAAAAUUGUAUUUUAUUAUAUUGAAGAUUCGAUUAAUUCGUGGUUAAUUUUGGGGGGAGUGUGGGCUCUGCAAUAUUUUAGAUUGGUAAUAUAGACACACACAGAUUUAUAACAACGCACAAAAUGGAAUUUAAAACAAUAUACAAACUCUUGACUGAACGACCACUCUAGUUAAUCUAGAAAAGUAAAUACUUGCGUACCUAUCUAUGCGUAUAACAAUACGUGAUUAAGCGAUUGUUUGUAUUGGUUUUACUAAGAUGUUUAUUUUUUUUUUAUUGUUUUUUUAUCAUGUGUACAAACAUUUGACCAUAAAUCUUGCUCAGAUAUGUACGCGCGGAACUAUUUUUAAAGAAAAUGUUGUCCAGAUGGUACUUUUGGAGAGUCAUUUUUUGAUUUUUCAAGCGGUUUUCAUAAUAUCUGGGAAAUACCAGGAUAAAACGUAAGAAAAACGGGAAAUGUACGAAAUUAAUACUUUUAUAAUUGUAUUAAUUUUGUUAUUUGUUAUAAUUCAGUUAAAAAUAUUCGUAGAGACUUGAAAUUCGGGAAAAAAAAUUAUAUUUGAUUUUACUAGACGUGGUAAAAUUUUCAAAAAAUUUGAGCUAUUUAUAGACAUUUUAAUUUUACGAUUUCUGUACGUAAUUUGUAUUCGGUAGGUACUCAGUGGUAAAAUUGGAUUAAUGCUUGAAAAUUUAACAGAAAGUUCAUUAAAUCUUACUUUGUAGUAAAAAAAAAAAAAAAUUUGUUGAAUGUAGUAUUUGUUUUUAUAAAGGAAUUUUGAUAUUACAUUUCGACGGUUGUUUGAGUAAACAAUUAUGUGGUACAAAUCUAAUUUUUCAAUUUUGUUUUUUUUAACAUAUGUGUAUUGCUGAUUUAAGAAGGUUGGUAAAGUCAGAAUUGAGCGGACUGAUUAAGUUUAGAAAUUAUAAAUUUUUGAAGUUCAGAUAUUAUGCAGAUAUUACAUGUUUAUGUUUUUUUUUUUUUUUUUUUCAUAUGUCUUGUUUAUGUUAAAAAAACUCUAUAUUGUCUCUUUACAUAUACAUUUGUUGUAGACAAAUAGUUAUGAAUACGUAUUGUCAUACCAAGGAUCACGGGUCUAAACCCAGGGUUUGAAUAGCAAUGUUUGCACUUUUUUUUUUAGCUUUUACCUAGAUAGGGAAAAAACAAAUACAUUAUAAGUAUACCUAGAGACCUAGCUAUCGCUAGAUAGUCGCACGGACGACUUUAAUCGAAAAAUAGCCCUUGAUUUGUCCUGCACACUUUUCUACCAGAAAUCUUGCUGUCAUGUAAUAAGUGUAGCUUAUUUUCUGAAAGGAAAAUUUAUCUUCAUAGUUAAGAGAGGUCUUUUUUGUAAUUUUUCAAUCGGUUUUCAUAAUAACUAGGAAAACCGGGAUUAAAUGUCUAAAAACGAAAAAUGUACGAAAUGUAGGUAUUAGUAAAAAAAUAUUAUGGCCUUUUUUUUCUGUGUACAACUUUUUUACCAGUAAUUUCGCUCCGAUUUACAAUGAUAGCACAUUUUCUGAAAAUAAUUCUGACUGAGAAGGUACUAUAGACAGGUCAUUUUUCGAUUUUUCCAAGAGUUUUCUUAGCAAAUGUGAUAAUCUGAGGAAAAAUAUGGGAAAACCGGGAAAAAAGAUACAAUAUCAAAUAAAUAUUAUUAAAGAAAAUAUAUAAUACCCAUUUAACUAUUUUACUAUAAUAUGACAUAUUUUUGUUGACAAAGCAUCACUAUCAACUGAACUGCGCUUAGAAUCGUUUUUUCGUUAGCAAUGGUUUAUUGUUGCUUACAGAUAUACAUUAAAUUACCUAUAACAGUGACUGAACCCGUCUCCAUUAUUCUAGGACGUCUUUUUUUGGAACAUAUUUUAUAGACAAUUUAAUAAAUAAGCAGCUCUAAAAUUUUAUAUUUAUAUUACUUUUUGUCACCCUUAUUUUUAAGGAUAAAACCACUGUCUACUUUUGAUUUUCAAAUGACAACCUAUAUUAAAAAUUCCACAAAUAGAUGAAGUAUUAUAUAAAAUAAAUGUUGGCGUUAAAAUGUUUGAUUUCUAUCAAUCCGUUGACGAGAUAUUCCACUAUUAAGUUUUGAUUGGAGGAGAGUAGUUGGAGUGUAAUUUGGUGAAAGGGCGCGCGGCGUGUUAAUAAUGCACCACUACUUUCCCUCUACCCUUGCUUAAAAAUAGAAUAUCUCGUUAACGGAUUGACGGAAAUAAAAUAUUUCAACAGUAAAAUGUAUUUUAUCUAUUAGUCUAUCUAUUUGUGGAAUUUGUAAUAUUGAUCGUUAUUUUAAAAUCAAAAGUAGGUAGUAGUUUUACACCCAAAUAUAUUCUCACAAAAUACACUAAAAUGAAAAAGCCGUAGUUUCGGUGUUUCUGGUUAGUUUUAUCAGAGUUUAUCAAAGCAAAGAGACAUAUACAUUAUACUUUUAAUAAAGUAGAACAUUGAAUAUGCUUUUAAUGAAUGAUUUUUAUCAAUUUUUAUAUUUAUAUUUUUACUAAGUAUUUUUAAUUUAAUUUAAUGUCCUUUAAUUUGAACCAUCAAUAAUUUAUUAAGUUAUAAAAGCAUCAAGUAAAGUAUCGGUAAAAACACAGUUUAUACUCUUCUUUAUAAAAUAGCCGUUUGCCCCAAACUUAACCUGAUAAUUGCCUUUGUCGCUGUAAUAUUAUGCACGAGACAAACAGAAAAUAAAAUAUCAGUGCAGAACCAACGUUCUCCUUUUAUAUAACGUUUUAAAAUAAUAACCGAAACUCAAAAAAAAAAAAAAACUAUGUUAAACUAUUUACCUAUAUUUUAAGACUAUUGUAAUUAUUAUAGUAUUAUAAUCAAAGCGUAUGCGUAUGAGUUUCCUCGAUAACAUGUUUUUAUUUUUUUUAACAUAGUACACCAAUAAACCAAUAACAAAUUAUAUCUAACGUGUUGAAUUAUAAUAUUAUAAAGUUGUAAACAAUAAAAAUAAUUGUUAGGCUAGACGUUGAUAUGAGGGAACUAUUUGUUUUUAUUUUAGACAGUACAGCUGCGCAUAAAAAUAUUUUUAAAAAUACCUAAAAACAAAUUUGCACAAAUAAUACUCUUAAUAUACGCAUAAUCACGACAUUAUUGACUACACAUUUGACAAUAAACAUUGUUGAGCAAUAGGUACCAUGAAUUUAGGGCUGCGCGAUUAUUUUCAUGAAUCAAUUAUUUUUCGUUUUUAUAAAUAAAGCUAAUAAUAAUAGAUUUAAUCAAUGCCGAUUAUUAAUCGAUUAUAAUUGAUAAAUAAUUUGAGUAGAUUAUAAUCGAUUAAAAUCUGUGUCGAAUAUAAUUGAUUUUUAAUCGACAAGUGGCCUAAAAAUUUUCAAUAGGAGAGGAUAUAGCAAAUAUGAAUCGUAAAAUCGUCUUCUCCACCCAACUCGAUCAUGGAAAUUGGUAAUUUAAAAGCCGGAUCCUAAAAAAAGCCAAUUUCUAAUCAAUACAUAAAGCUUUUCCUCAUAACUUUUCUGAAAUAUAUGCAUUUCGAUAUUAAUUUAGUUAUAUUUUUUACAUUUUUAAGCCAACGGGGAGGAUAUAACCCCUAAUAUCCCUCCCUAUGUACGCUUCUGUAAUCGAUUAAUAAUUGAGUCGAUCAUUUAUUUUUUUAAGAUUACCAGAUGAGAUCUAAACAGAUUUAAUUAUAUUGCACGGGUCCCAAUAAUUUAAUAAGCCUAAUACUAUUGAGUGUCUGAAUUGUCGAUAAACGUGCUCUGAAACAUUGCCGCAAAUGACUUUAGGCUGGUCCCACAUGAUUUGUGAACUUGACGAAUGUAUACUCGGCGAGUAUAAUUGCGAAUUUUGUACGAUGUAAGAUGUUUGUAAUUAUGUACAACUGUUAUGUAUAGUAAUAUUGAGAAUGGUGCGGUGACCAGACAAUAUGCGUGUUUCUUUAUUAUUUUUUACAAAUUAAAAAUUACAAGGUCAAUAGGAAAUAUUCAAACUCAGUACAAUCAAUCAAUCUUAAAAUUAAAUUUAGUCUUGUAUUCUUACAUACAGUUUUAAAAUAAUAAAUUUUAAAUAUUAACUAUUAGACAAAUUAAACAAAACAAAUUGAUAGGUGCUUUCAUUCUAAGUAAAUUGUUUUUAACCGAAUUUUGUCUUUCAUUAUAAUCGACAAAAUGUUUUACAUAUUAAGUAUUUGUAAACAUAAUUAAUCGCGCAGCUCUACUCUUAAUACUGGUGUUAACGCAACACUCUCGGCUAUCUAUAUAUUUGAUUGUAAACAUUGUUAAGCAAUAGAUACUAUGACAUAAUAAUUAUCAUCAUGUGUAACGAUAUUCACAUGAGGAUGUUUAUUAUUCUCAACACUUCUCUAAUAGCUCAAGAUCUAUUGGUCGACUGCAGUUAGACUAAUACAGGAUCGUAAAAUUACAAGUAGGUAUGUACGGGACCAUAAGAAAUGAUCUGAAAACCGAACUGUUGCUAUAACUAUCAUAAACAAUAUUUCUGUCAAUUCAACGUGGAAUUAGAAAGUAGCACAGGCCAACGUAUAUUUUUAGAAGAUUUGAUAAAACAACUUUUUACGUUUAAAACACGCAUAUGAAUAAUGUACACGCGUUACCUGCGUACUGUAUAGGAAUUUAUUUAACUUAUUAUUUCGAGUAUUUUUGUUUUUAAAUUUGUAUUUCGAAUAACAUUUUAAACGUAUAAAUCUCGAUAAUUACUGGAUUUUCUUCUAUAACGUAUUAUAUAGGUAAGGUGUAAGUGUAAUAAUUAAACGAUUAUGGCUCUUAUAGGUACUUUCUCCGUUUUAUAUUGGUUUAACUGUGACGAUAAAAUUUGUUCCAAUCGAAAACUGAUAAGAAACCUUAUUUUGUUGAAUUUUGGAUUUAUUUGGAGCAUUGGGAAGUCAUUUUUUGAUUUUCUAAUUGGUUUUUAUAAUACGUAGUGAAAACCGGAAAAAAUUGUACGGUGUAGUCGAUUUUAUCAUUUUCAAUUUGUAAGCUUUGUGUUUUCUAUUAGAAAUAAUGCGCCGAUUGAGAAACAACAAGAUACUUUUUUUGUUUAUGUUGAACUUGUCUUCUUUGAUGAAUACAAAAUUUGUUUUUUAAUUUUCAAUGUAUUUUUCUUAAUAAUUUAGGAAAACCGGAAAAAAAACGUAGAAAGAACGGGAAGGUUCAUUAGAAUCAUUUUUCGUUAACAAUGAUUUGUAGUUGCUUACAGAUAUAAAUUAAAUAACUUUAUGUAUCCUACCUUUCCAACUUCCCGUGGAAAAAACCAUGCCUUUUCAUAAGAUUUAAUUAAGUUGCGUUUAAUGCAGAGAUUCCAAUUAUAAAGCACUUUUCAAACUUGUCGUAUAAGAAAAUCUAAAUCAACUUAACCUAUGUUUCUAAAACCCAUAGUGUCAAUUACGUUAAGUCACUUUUAUUUUGAAAUCGAUAAAAAAAACAGCAAAAUGUUGAACAUUAAAAUAUCAAAAUUACGUUAAACAACACAGAGUAACACUCAGCAUCUUACGGUAGUAAAAUGUCGGUUCUGCGGUUUCAGUUAAAAUUAAUUUUUACACUACUGAAAAGUUCUGCAACAUCUAUUUAAUACCUUUUUCAUACGCACUCGCGUUUAUACCUACAGGUUCAUUAAAAUAAUAAUAAUAAUAAACGCUAUAAAAGAAAACAAAACAAACAAAACGUACACGCGUUCCAAUAGGCAAAACAAUAUAACAUUGUUUCGAAUCUUUUACAGGUAAUAAUCAUGUUGUGUAAUAAUAUAACAAAACGUAUAUAAUAGGUAGGUACCCACUUGUUCGACGAGAAUUACAACUGGCAAUCCGACCAAGCCAAUACAUUUUUAUUUUUUUUUUUUUAGAAAUCUCCAUCGGGAACUGUAAUAAUUUUGAAUAAAGUUAUAUAACCGAAGGCCGUCUUGUCUCAAAAAAUAAUAAUAAUGUUAUUACCUAUAAUAUAUACUCGUGUACAAGAAGACAUCCACGUUCGCAUCGCGGAAUUACCAGUUCUCGUUUUGCCGUCCCAUUGUAGAUAGGUAGGUAGAUGGGUACAUAUCUCUUUCGAAAUUGCAUAGUAGAAAAGCGUUAAUGGAUCAUACUUAUAUAAUCUUAACAUAUUCAUAUUAUGUUAUUAUGCCACAAUAGUUCCGCUUAUGUUAUCCUUAUAGGUAAAUCUGCACAUUUGAAUAAUCUGCAAACAUUCACUAUCGCGAUAUUGUCAUCACUAUAAUAAGCCACUACAACACGCGAAUUCAGAAAAUUUGGUGUUAGGGUUUUAGCCGGAUAACCGAUUUAUAAUUUGUUGCCAUUUAUUUAAUUGUUUUGACAUACAUUAUAAUAUGUAGAUGUAGGCGAUUCUUGCGCCAACCAAAUAAUUCAUAGGAGCUUCUACGUAGAAUAUUUUAUCUAGUCGGUUCAUUUAGAAGAGUCAGACGAUUAUUUUAAAUCUCCUAAUAGUUUUCUGAAAACUGCUAAUUUUUGUUGAUUUCAAAAUCGUUUUUUGAUAGCAAUGGUUUAACGUUACGUAUUGGAACUAAAUUCCUCUAUAUGGGUAUUAAAAUAUAAUAUAUUCCAUCCAACUUCCCUCUUGAAACAUUGGCACAUAAUAUUAGUAUAUUUACUAACUAAUAACUAUAGAUGGUAGCUAUACGUACAGAUUCUAAUGACGACGAUAGCGGGAUAUUCUGUAGUUUUAGAAAUCCCCCCUAAUUUUACCUCUUUACAUUCAACGCAAUUUACUUAAUUUUUUAUAUUAUAUAUUGUUAGGCAUAUGAUUACCGAAGAAUAUGGAAAUUUUAUUCGAUAUUCGGUCGUUUAGAAAUCUAUAUCGUGGUAAUCGGAUCGCCCGGUUUGUCGCGGUUUAUCACGGUAUCAAUAAUUUAUUUAGUAUUUUUUCGUUAUUUCCGAAAAUCUGUCCUUACCCAGAAAUUUGGUGAUUUGGUGAUAUGUUUUUUUUUUUUUUUUUACGACACGUUAAACCUUCAGGUCAUAUAUAAUUGCUUCGCUGUCUGCGUCGACGAUGAUGAUUAUGCUGUUCGAGUUUCUUCGUGCGUUUCUACGACGAAUAUAUAAUAUAGUUUCGAUAGUUUUGUGUCAGACGCAUACACGCACUAUACAAAUACACACUUACGAUGAUAAAUUAAAUUCUUCGAAUUUAGAAAAAGAUUGAUUGAGAACCGAUUCCCAGUGCGAGUCGAAAAGGCGGACGUGAUGCCAGCGUGGCACGUCCGAAAUAAAACGUUCUCCCGGUUUGUUUUUCCGCUUUAUGAUAAAUUACAAGUAUACAGAGCCACAGAGGAAUGAAUUAUUAUUAUAACUGUAGAGUGAGCAGCAACAGUCGGCCGCGGUUACAAUUAAUAUUCGCGACUCGAUAGUAAUAUAAUAAUAUAGUACGCGUAUAGCCGUAACAAUAAUAUACGAUAAUAUGGAUUGUAACAUUAUUACUCACUCGCCGAGUGAAUCGACAAUUAUUAACGAUUACGAUUAAUGAUUGUGUAUUAUACAGUAAUGAGUAAUGAGUAUACCUAUACCGCAUAUCACGGUACCGGUACCAAUCAGUGCAUGUACCUAUACAAAUAUAGUAAAUACAAUCUCCCGGGUGUAAAUUGUGUUUAUAUUUCGAGAACGAUUAGUAGACAGAAACAAAAAAUAUGGCAAUCAAUUAUCAAUAGCUUGUACACAACGACUACUAUAAUCGGCGAUUGAUAAUCGCUACUUUCAAUAUGUAAUGCGCUACCGCUAUCGCUACAUUUCUGAAAAAAAAAAAAUAAUGCGUUCUUUACCUAGAAUCAUCGUCACUUACUACCUCCCCAUAAAACCGGCAAUAUAAAUGUCGUUUUAUUUUAUCUGUAGGCGCAGCAACGGUUGAAUUUGAAAUAAUAUUAAGAGCUAUCCGCAUGUGUCAUCUCCGUCUCACUAACGAAUGAUAUAGGAAACUAUUGCGUUCAACAGGGACAACUUUGUUGCUGUUAGUUUUGAUAUUAUAGUGAAUUGGAUAUUUGUCAGGCUCACAGAUAUGAACAUUAUCUGUGCAACAUUGAAGCUAUUUUUUCAAUAGUUUAAUUUUCAAAUAAGUUGUAAAAUCUUUAUUAAACUGUGAUAUUUAUCACUCUAAGAAAUUAAAUUAUCGAACAAAUUUUGCUAACGUUGCACAGAUAAUGUUCUUGUCUUUGAGUUUGACGAUUAGUCAAUUCACCCCAAUAAUAAUACAAACAGCGCAAUGUUAUCCGCGCUGACCGCAAAUUUGCCACGUCUUAAACAAUUAUAAAACGGAGACAACGCGUGCUGCAGGUACCACGGCCUCUAAGAGAUGCGUGUAGGUACCGCACACUUUCGGAACACGUUGUAUUAAAAUGUUAUUAAUAUAGAGCAAAUUACUCACGGAAUACCGGAGGAUUUUCACUGGAGAAAGUAAACGGAAAUAUAUGCAGUUAAUUAUUAUGGGUACAUGAAAUGUAAUUUUAAUGAUUCAUAAUAUUAUAACGAUACGAUUUACAAAUGCAAAACACUCACUGUUAACAGUUAUUGUAAUAAUAUAUAUGCGUGCGUAUAACAAUGUAUUUAAGUUAUAGUAGAACUAUAACUUUAAUGUUUAUUUAAAAAAAAAAAAAAAAAAAACACAAGUUUUAUCAGUCCGCGGCGGUUUUUGCCGUGUUCCAAAUACGCUCAAUUCGUAUUCGAAUAAAAUACAUUUAAAAAAAAAAACACGAAAUCGUACAUUAUACGAAUAUAAUCAGUGCUAUAACCGUAAAAAAAACAGCGGGUAUACUAUAAGUUAUAACGACAUCAUCAUUAAGUACAAAUCUAAUGUUCUCGAGUGCAUUGUCUAAACUAAUGUUUUAGUAGAGGGUAAAAUACUCGUAGUAAAUUAACUUAUGUUUUCGUCGUAAUCAACCAAAAAUGAAAAUAAUAAUACCUUGAUAUAAUUUUAUAAUAUAUUUUGUGAUUUCACUAUAACAGAUAGUAUACAUUAUAGUAUAUACAUACAUUACAUACAGUAUACCCUCCACUAUACCCUUGAACAUAAUACGGUGUAAUAAUAGGAAAAAAAAUUUUUUCGAAAAUUAUGUCAAAUUUCGUAUUCAUAAUUAUUACAUCUACAUAUAAAAUAUUACGUAGGUAUAACGUCGUCAUUGCGUUCAAGAAAAUAAUUUAAUUGCUUCCAGCCUUGAACAUUUUGAUCAAUAUAUUGUUUUUAAUAUGAUAUAAUUAUAAUCAUUAUAGAAUAAAAUUAUCCGUUUGAAUUUUUACAUUUAGUAAACGUACGAGAAAAUAUUUACACAAUAUUGGUCAAACAUAGAUACGAUAAAUUUGCGUAAUCUAUUUAGAUUAUUUAUUUUUAUGAAGAUAGACGAUAUUUUAUAGUGAUUAAUUAGAAUCCAGCCCUGAUUUACGUGUGCCUCCCGAGCGUAAGACUAAACGAAUAUAAAUAAACAAUUUUAUCGAACAACAAUUUUAAACUCGAAACAUAUUUACCGAAUAUUUGAAAUUUUUUAAUUCAUAUUUCAUAAAAAAGGUAUUGUGGUAUAUUAUUAUUUCGAACUAGAAGCCAAAUUAUUCCAGCAUAUAGUAUAAAAGCAAAUAUGUAGAAAAAUAAUGUUAAUUGUAUUAUUCUUUUUAGAGAUUAACAUUUCUUUUGAAUUCGAUUAGUAAAUAGAUUAUUCAUGUGGAAAUUUAAAUGCGGCUAAAAAUUAUUACAAACUAUAUACUAUUUUAUUAUCGCCUGUCGGUUUUAAAGGAGAAUAUUGAUUUAUGAUGGAAAUCGUCCCGAUGUUUUAAAAUUCAAAUAACUGACUACAGCUAUUAAUUUAUUACAAUUUGCGUUUAUUUUUGGAUUUUAAUUUAACAAAUGAUAUACCGGUGUAGUGAUGACGGUGCACUCGUUUUAUUUAAGUUAACAAGUUCCAACUUAUCAAGUUCCUAUGUAAUCUCGUGCGUCUUGUAUCUACCUAUAUAUGUAUAUACUGUGCUCGUUAGUAAUCAUGAUUUCUUUAAAAUGGCUCGCGUCACCCCAACAAACUUUCUCUUGUAUUUCAUCACCGACCGUGUAAUUUUACGAUACACGCGAGAUUUUCAAAACGAAAGGAAAACGCAAUGGCAUAUCGGUUGAAACUUGGAAUUUAAUUAUGAGAUUUACGACCCCCGACCAAAAAAUUCCGUAGGUAUAUUUCAAUGUGAAUGAGCACAGAUACAAACGUGCAUAUUCGACUCGUCCAAUUUCCAGGAUCCUAUAUCGGGUGAGUGUCAGUAGGUAAUAACAAGAAUUAUCGUAUUGUAACUCGUGACUUCGACAAACGUUUCACCACGACUCGUAUCACCCCAACAGACUUUCUAUUGUCGCCAUCGGAAGAAUGAGCAUAAUAUAAUACUUCAAUGUAUACUAACACUAUUAUAUAUUUAAUUUUUUUUUUGUUUUUUCUCAGAAAAUACUUUUUUGGUUAGUAAGGAGGCUCCAAAUUAUUCACAUUGUACCUUGAUGCGAAUUUUCGAUCUUUGUACUUGAUUUGAAAAAAAAAUAAAGGUUUAGAUAUUCAUAUUUUCUAUAAAGUUAAAUUAACUAACAAUAAAUGUCGAUAUAUUGCUUUUUAUUUGUGUUGAUUUUAUAAUUACCUUAGCUACGAGGCAAAAAAAAAAGGCCAACUAAUGUACUAGCGUAGAAGUCUACACUCAGAAUCGAUUUUUCGUUUGCCUUGAUUUAUAAUUACAUAAUAAGUAUAUAAACUAUAAACUAUCUUUUAUAUUGUUUUUACCAAACUAUCCAUUUACAACAGUGGUCUUUAACGUGAGGCCAUGAGCAGUAUUUACUUUUUGUUGAUUGCCCCAUUCUGCUAUAUUAUAUCAAUAUAUUAAUAUGUAUUUUAAACCAUGGAGAAUGAUAGUUAUAUCAAUUCGUAUAACAUGUUUUAAUUACUGACCCGAAAAUUGUGGUAUUGUGUUCCCAAUUCGUGUUUUAAAUUUACCUGAAUCAGGUACCUACAUAAUAUUUUAUUGCACGCUACGAGUGAAAGUAACUAGGCGGGGCAACCAAAUCUGGUUUAGAUCAGCGCAGUAUACUCCAAAAAAUCACCCGGAGUCUAUACUAACAAUAGAAAAAUAAUUUUAAAUGUUUUACUGGGGUAGUGAUUCACGUUUCACGCAAUCAAAAUGUAUGGAUCUAAACAUCCAUAUUUUUUAACAACCAAAUGCAGGUUUGUUCAAGUGUAACAACUGUUUAAGCCAGAUAAAAUCUCAAAUCACUCUUUCAAAAUUAAGUGUAUAUAUAUAUUUAGUGGUUCAGAUAGGCAGAUAGAUGCACAAUCAACAAGUAAUGAAAAAAAUAUAAUAAUAUAGGUAAUUGUAGAAUGGAUAAUAUGAAAAUAUUAUUUAUCAAAUAUGUGGGAAAAAUGAUAAUUUUUAGUAUUUUUCUUAAGUGAUGUCACAAAUGUAGAAAGUUAUAUAUAGUUCAGGUUUGUUACGCUUAAACCGUUACGAUAUUUUUUGUUGCUUACUGACAGGCAGGCAACGGAUAAAAGUAAAUUUAAAAAAAAAAAAAACCAUAAUUAUCAUCACGUCAAAACGCAUUGAAUAUAAUCUCAUAAGUAUAAACAAAACCUGUGACCAUGUCCGCUGCCCGUAAUUCCAACUUCCUAGCAGGUAUAAUAAUUAGAUUACCAACUUAAUUAAUCUACUCAGUACACCAUAAAAAUAUAUAAUUACUAUUUUUAACUACUUAUAUAAUUUUACAAAUUCUAAAUUUUCACUGUUUAUACGUAUAUUACAACAACUAUUGUUUUUUGUCUGUUAUAAAAGAUCUAAUCUAUAAAUAAUUUUCUCUAAUUAUAGGUAAUUGACAUAAAUAAUUGUCUUUAAUAAUUUAAAUAUUUUAAAUGCUUACCUAUCCAAGACAAAAUGUAAUCAAUUCGAAAUCAUACGAGGUAAUUAAUGUCACCUUCAAAACCUAAUAAAUCAUCAUAAUAUUAAAUGUAAGACGAAACAAUUGUCUAAGCUAUUUCCAAAGAUCAUGUAUUAGAUUUUAUUUAUUUUAAAGUGUUCUUAGGCCAAGGUCCCCCAUACUCAAAUUUUCCCUCUCUAGUCCGUAAAAUAUUUAAAUUUUAAAUAAUACAUAUCAUGAUUAACUUAUGUUGAAAAAACCAUCCGAUAAUAAUAAUAAUUAUAAAAUAUAACGCUAGGAGGUAUUUUAUUUUACUAUUGAAAAACUGAAAUUUCUUUAACAUGUACGAGUAUAUGUUAUAUUGUAUAUGUUAUAUUGUAUAUGUUAUAUUGUAUAUGUUAUUAUUGAUAAAAAUCACUAUAAGUAAAAUACGGAUUCAAAUAUUCAUCACAGUACUCUGUCGACCGUGAAUGUAUAAAACUUUAAGUUGCACAUUACAUGCCGAGUAAUGGUACGUUCGGAUUUUGAACAAAGUGAUGAAUAUGUUGGUUUAAUAACUACUGUUUACUUUUUGGCCUAAAAAAAGGACAAGUGAUCAUUGUUGUAGAAUUUUUAAUCCAAUUGAUGAUUAAGAAGUCAUUAUUUGAUUUUCUUAGUAAUUUUUUAAUAUUUGAGCAUUAACUGAAAAAAACGUAGAAAUACCCGGGACGUUAAGGAAAUAAUGGUUUCAUGGUUUUCAAUUUUUUUUUUGUCGUAAUUCAAUUAAAAAUAUUUAUAGAAAUUUGAAAUGCGAACAAAAAGUUUAUAUUUGCCUCUUCUAGAUCUGUUAAUUUAAAUUAAAUUAAUUUUCUUCGCUUUUUCAUUUAUUAAUAUACAUUGUUUAGUGUUUAUAUGUUGAUAUAAUAAUAUAAUAUCGUACGAAUAGCUUUCCCCUUGUGAGUAAUAAGAGGAAGAAAACAUAAAUCGCUAACUUUAAUUCUAUAAAUAUACUUUAACAAGAAUCAUUUGAUAUAGUAUGUUUCUAAAUAAUAAACUAAAAAAUAAUUUUAUAUCAUCAUAAUUAGUUAUGUAACGGGUAAGGCCGGUUUUAAAGCGGUGAAUUCCACGCUUAUAGUCUAUAGAGGCCUUCUCGUUAAUAUACAAUCGCUUUGAAAAGUUCUUUUCUCCGGUAUUAUGAUGAUUGUUGUAAAUUGAUUGAAAACCAUAAGCUUUUUAGUGAAGUUUUUAUAAAAAAAGCAUUUAUACAAAAAACUUCUUUUAGGUAGUUCUCUGCAUCCGCUCAUCUGUUUAAACACUCUUCCGGUUCCUCAGAUUCCGGGGUUUCUGCAAUCGGUUCUUUAAUAAAAUGCCAUUAAACUGACGGAGACUGACUUAAAAUUGUAUUUUAUAUCCAUUUAUACUUAAAUUUUGGUCAAUUUUUAAUGUAUUUUUUCAAUGAUUUGGUCAAGUACAGAUUAUUUUUUUGUCAUGCAAAAUUUGUCAGAUAUUUUAAACUUACUAACGAUGCCUUUUUUUAUAUACAUUUGUCUUUAUAUUUGUCUAUAUCCUCUAUUUGAAUCACUAGUAUACAUACUAUGUAUAUUAUAUUUAUAAAUUUAUACUUUUUUUUUUUUUAAUGCAAUUUUAACCAACUGUUAUAAUAAUAUCGACUAUACCACUCGUAUACAUAACGUUUACAAAAUUAUAGUAUUAAUGCGAAACGAUCAGUAUUUUAUACUAUAAUAGUUAUACUAAACACAAAACGAAACAAGCCUGCAACUUAUAACGUGUUAUUUAUAAAUGUAUAGUGUGGAUAAAAUUAUACGAAAAUAUCCAUGUUCGUUAUUAAUUGAUUAAUGAUAAUCAAUUGUAAUAAUUUGAUUCGUAGUGAUGGCACCUUUUCGUGAAUAAUUCGUAAUUAUUUAAUUAUAUAAUGUUAUAUUUAUCCGUCAGUAUAAUGAUUACAGCGGGCUUAGCUGUAUUAUACCCGUAAUAAAGCCAACUGUUGCCGCCACGCGUAAAUCAUAUUAGCACAUAUUUUGCAUUUUGUUUUAAAACCUUGAAGCUUGAUAAUGAAUUCAGAGAGCGCCUUUCACUAUAUUCCUUACGCGUAUUAAAUCUUGAACAAUAAUUACGAAUAUAACAACUAUUAAUAAAAUACACAAUUAUAUUGAAAUUAUUACUAUACCCGCCGUUUAAUGUUUAAUUUAAUAAUAAUAUUUUCAAUACACCUAAACUCAGGGAUGGAUCCAGGGGAGCCUAAGGACCCACCCCUUUCCCUAGACAUACUAUUUCUCCGAUAUUUUUUAUUAUUCUAUGAUCUUGAUAUUACUUUAUUCUAAUCACUGAUAGGUAUGAUAAAAUAAUAUAUUAUAUUAUAUUUUAAUCGUAUUUGUGCUGUAAAAAAAUCAAUGCCCCCCCUCCUUAGAUCUUUGCACUGGAUCCACGUCUGCCUAAACUACGACAUGUUUGAAUCGUAUUUUUAUUUUUUAAUAAUGACUUAAUGACGUCGUAUCCAAACGUAUAUUCAAACACCUAUAUUAUAUGUUUAUACAAUGUUAUUAUUUAUUUAUAUGUUGGUUUUUUUUUCGUUUUAUAAUUUUAGAAUUGGCUUCGUUCGAAAAAAAUUUCCUCAAUUACAAACCGGCGGAGGUUCCGGAAGAACUGAGACACCUGCCCGAUCGCGUUUCCGAGAGUUUCGCCGGCAAAACGAUAUUCAUCACCGGCGGGUCGGGAUUUCUUGGUAAAGUUCUAGUCGAGAAGCUAUUGAGGAAAUGUCCGAACGUCGAGAGAAUUUAUUUACUGCUCAGAACGAAAAAAGGCAGCAAUCCGAAACAAAGAAUAGACACUAUUUUUUCGUCCGUGGUAAGUGCCGUGUGCAGUUCCGGUACCAGGUCAUAUUCACCAUGAAAUGUAAAUUACUAUUAUUUACUUUUGUUGUAGUGCAGGUAUCGCAGCUAUUAUGCAUCUCAAUUAUUCGGUUUUAGAUUUUUAAUAUUUUUUUUUUUUUUAAAUUAUUUUUUAUUUUUACUUUUUUUUUCUAUCUUUUUUUAUUACGUAUUUACACGUAUUUGAUUAUUCAUUAGAUAUAGCUAUAUUAUAAUAUUAUUAUUAUGCAGGAACAAAUCACGAAUAAACGGUUUUCAGGGGUACGCAAUGAAACGGUCUUUAAAACAGUGGCGUAGCGAGAGGGGGAGUUUUGGUGUUCAAACACCCCCAUUUGACCAUAUUUAUGCCAAAAAUUAUAACUUAUAAAUAUAUAUCUUAUAUUUAUUAAAUAUAAUUUAUACUAUAUACAGUUAUGCAUUAGAUUUCCGGACCUACUCCCCUGUAAAUCCGCCACUGAGUAUAAUGUAUAUUAUGUAUAUUAUGUUAUAUGUGUGUUAUAUGUACACAAUGAAGUUAUAAAUAAGUUACUUACAAACAAAAAAUAAAAACAUCCCCCUAAAAAAUGUCUGGCUACGACACAGCUUUAAAAUAAAACUUAAUCUCGUCAUGUAAACACUUUAAAACGGUUUAAGAACGUCAAACCGUUUUUUAAAUUAUCGAAUGAAUAUAUUAUAAACGCGAUUUUGAAUCCUCAUCACUUUAUCAGUUAUUUUGUUUGUGCGUUGCAUGGACAAUUAUUAUGAUGUUUUUUUUAAAAAAAGUAUAUACAUUUUUUAAAUGAUUAAAUUUUAAACCAUUUUAACACCGUCGUAUAUGCGUACUCUAUUCAUAUUAUAUUAUUAUAAUAUUAUACGGCGUGAAUUGUCAUUCGGAGAAUCUAAUAAAAAUCUAAUGAGAGUAUCUUUUAUAAAUAGGAACUAUUGGUCCACUUAAAACAAUUUUGGCACUAGAAGUCCAGAGCCGUUCGUAUUGUGGUGACAAUCGGUGACGCAUGCACACACUGCUAUUUUAUACACGUGUCUUUGCCUGUAUACGAAACGCUAUAAUUUUAUAAUUUUUUUUUAGAUUUUAUUUUACUUCUAAUUUUUUUUCAUUAUUAUUGUUGUUAAUUGAACGGAAUAUAACAGUUAUAUUAAUAAUUGAUAGAUGGAGGGGGAGUAACCGUUAAAUAUAUCGGAAAAUAAAAUUGUAUUAAUUAAACGCGCGUCGGUUUAUAAAAAAAGUAACAAUACGCAUUUAUAACUAUGAUGUCUGUUUAGUGAACAACUUUCGGCCUUGUAAACUGGAUCGUUCGUAAUUGGGAAUUUCAUAGGAACUUUUUCGUUACAUUUAGAAUCGAUCAGAAAGUUAUCGAGUUUUUUUAGUUUUGGCUACGUAAAUAAUAUCGACUAUAAUUACGUUACGAUAUUUUUGUAAAAGCGUUUAAAGAUAAGAUUUUGACGAAAUUCGUAAAAAUUGCAUAUAAUUAUUAAUUAUUAAUUUUUAAUUUUUUCGUUAACGCAACCAUUUUGUUUUUACAGAUUAGAAUUUACUAAAAGAAAAGUUUAACCGAGCUCAGAAUCGUAUUUUUUUAAUUAUUAUUUUUAAUUUCUGCAUGAUUUAUGGCCGCAUCCAGGAUUUAAAUGAAAAUUACUCUAUAUACCUACCUUAUAUUUUUAAUGAUGUCAAUAAGAAUAUUAUUUCUUAAAAUAUCAAUUCGAAACCGUCAAUUGGAAACUUUACAAUUCUAACAACCGUCCGUUUUUGUCGUGUGCAUUUUAGUUGUUCGACUUAGUGAAGGAAAUGCACGGCCCAGAAGUGAUAAACAAAGUUAUUGCAAUCGCCGGAGACGUAACCGAAUCGAAUUUGGCCAUCAGCGAGUCAGACCGCCAACUAUUGGCCGACACUGUCCAGAUUGUUUACCACGCUGCCGCGACAAUCCGUUUCGACGAGUCACUGAGAAAAGCCGUUUUGCUCAAUACCAGAGGUACGAAACUCGUACUGGAACUGGCCAAAGAAAUGAAACAACUAGAGGUCAGUAACAAUGUCGUCAAAUUAGAAAAAAAAAACUCCAAUUUCAUUUUUAUAACACUGCUAUCAGAUUAAAAUAUUAUUUUGUGUACCGAAAAGUAAUAAAUAAUUUUUAGUGGAGAAGUUUGAGAAGACUUAUUAUGUAUGAUUAACGUGAACAAAUUUAGAUUUGGAUCGAAUUUUCCUCCAAGAAUGAGAUAGGUACCUACCGUUUUCUUCCACUGUCCAGUUUUCUCUCUCUCUCAAUAAAAGAAAAGUAGAUAAUUUCCAUUUUCCUCCAAACAUUUCUUUGGACUUGAACUUCAAGUAUUGAAGUAUACAAUGUCUACUUUUUUUCCGAAUAUUAAAAACGAUUUAAAGCUGACUACAUACCACGUGAUUCGGAUGGAGCACGUCAUAUUAUAACAGUUACAAAAAAUAUCAACUUUGAGACCACGGUAAGAAAUAUUCCUAUAAUAAUACAUAAGACAAACGACAAAAACAUAUUGACUUAUUAGUAUCCAGUCUUGGUUUCAAAAAAAUAAAUGUUCAGAAAAAUAAUCUUGGCCGAAUAUAAAUAAUUUAUAAAGGUAGGAUAUAAAUUAUUAAGGAAGUGGCCGUUUGUUAUUUUAGUACUGGAAGAAAAUGGCUACGGCCAAAUUUCGACGUUUAUGUGUCCAAUUUUUAUUUUUAUUUUUCCCAAACAACUAUUUUAAUCCGUUAAUUUAGAAUACAAACAAAUUUAUAUUUGCCAUGUGAAAAUGUUUACGUUAACGGCUAUUUUUGUUUUAAAAUAUCGUAAAUAUUUAGGCGAUGGACAUUAUAUAGAGUCGGACAGCAUAUUUAUAUAACUCUAACACAGGUGAUGUUAAAAUUAUUAUUCGUAUUAAAAAAUCGAACUGAAAAUGAUUUCGUUUUCAUUUUUUCUUUUUUCAUAUAUUUUUCAAAAAGUUAUAUUUCAAUGUCAAAUAACUAUAUUUUUGAUCAUUAUUGCAUAAAUAGAAUAAAAUAAAUAGAUAUAAAAAAAAAUUACAAAUACAAAAUAUUUUUUACAAUUCAUUCUGAUGCUCUCAAUAGUAAAAAAAAAAAAAACAUACAAUUACUACGAUAGUUUUAAAAAAAUGUGUCGACACUUCAAAAAAAAUACUUAAAUAAAUAAUAAAUUAUAAAUAUAAUAUUUAAUAAAUUAUUAAAUAUUUAAAACAUUUUUUAGAUAUUCAGUACAGGGAUAAAGCGAUUAGUGUUAAUAUGAUUUAUUUGUUUUCUCGAAAAAUUCGUUUUUGGCUAGUAAAAAUGCUCAGAUUUGUUUUUUAUCUACGUUAAAAGAAGCGUAUUUUUGAUCUGAUGUUACUUCAUUUGAAAAAAUGUCUAGAUUUCAAAUAAUUUUACUAUAAAAUAAAAAUUCAAAUUUUGUUGUUAAACAAAAUCUAACAACAAAUGUUGAUACAUUCGUUUUAUUUUUAUUGAUUUCUGAAUUAUCUUGGUUACGGGACAAAAAAAUACGACUAUUAAUACUAAUACUAUUAUUACUACCCAGCUCGUAAUCGUAAUUUUUUGUUCGCAACAAUUUAUCAUUGUAUAUAGAGUAUACAGUGUAUAGGCUAAAUUACCCUCUACAUUUUACUUUCCCAAUUACCUACCUAUAUAACAGUGGUCUACUCAUGAGCAGCAUCAACUUUUUUUAAGGCAUUCUCGUCUUGUUAAAUAACUUGUCGAAACAUAUAAUAAAUUAAUGUUCACCUAUUAUAUUAUUUAAUUUUACUAUAAAUAAUGGGUACUUGCAUAAUUUAGAACAUUAACUGUAUAUUGCAGCAGGCCAUGCGAAAACUAUAAACGAAUGAACCGAUAACCUCCUAUGUAUAUAUUAUGUUAUAUCAUUAUACAUAAUUAUAAUAUACCUUCUAAAACCCGAUUCGAAAAAAUAUUCUGACUGCAGGCAUUCAUGCACGUGUCGACGUCUUACUGUCAUCUGGACGAAAAAGUUUUGUUCGAAAAGGCGUAUCCGCCACCGGUCGACCCGCACAAAAUCAUUCAAAUCAUGGAACUGUUGGAGGAACCUUUUGUCGAAUCCAUAGCUAAACAGUAGGUUUUAUUUUAAAUACAUCAACGUUAAAUUCUUUGUUUAGAUUAUUUCACCGCUGUUUAUGUUCAUUACUGCAGGAUACUCGGCAGUUUCCCGAACACGUAUGCGUUCACAAAAUGUCUGUCCGAACAUUUGGUCGUCGAACAAAUGAAAGCUGGUUUGCCUUGUCUCAUUGCCCGUCCGUCAAUCGGUUAGUAUAUAAUAAUAAUAAUAUCAAUAUUAUGGAAUGUAUGUAAAUACAUUCAUCGUUUAGUGGAGUAAACUGAAUGGGGUGAGGGGGGUGGAGAAGUUGGGCAAUUAUUUAAUAUUACAAUAAUUUGAUAAAAUAUAUCAAAUUAAUUUCGGUGAUUCAAAUUAAGUUAGAUAUUCUUCAACCAUAACAAUGUAGUUUCAAAUAUAUUCGGCAUUUUUGAAGUAAGUGAUAUGAAAUUGUUUGACGUUUUAUCGAACAAGAAUCCCAGAGGACUAUAAUUAAUUAUAUAAUAAGUUAUACGGUUAAACAGUUGAAAAUUUAUUCUUGAAAUACUGUUUUAAUAUUUUUACUAGUAUCAUAAAAGGCCAUGUUUAUCGGUCUCUGCUGUUAGAUCGACACUCGGUCAUGGACACUCCGUUUGCCAGGUGAGAAAAAUCGUCUGGUACAAAGAAGCUGCCAUCAUCUUUUACUCCAGUGACGGACUGAAGUCCUUGAUAUCGAAUUUGUCUAUAUACCCUAUUACGAUUUCAGCGUUAAUCCAUCAAGGCCAACCGAUAUACAUACAUCGAUACAUCAACGAUUGAUGUGUAUAUAUUAUACAUGCAUACAUAUCUUACAAAACAUCUAAAUCAGUUUAAAAGUUUAAGAGUUAUGGUGGAAUAAAAAUAACUUACGUGCAUAGAUAUAAACAUGAACCAUAAACCCAAUUUUACGAGUGUAUAAAUAAUAUGUCUUUUUAUAUUUCGAAAAUUAAGUGCAUAAGUAUAGAUAUACUCAUUUUCCAUUAUUAGUAUAGCGAUGUUAGUUUGCAAUUUUCGUUACAGAAAGUCUUUAACUGUGGAAAUAAAACUCACUUAAAAAGGUGCUAAUGAUAAAACCCGUUCUUCCAAAAAUAAAAAUCCGAAUACCCAAAGUGCGAGAAGUUACUGCGAACCUGUACAUACAUAGCUCCCUUUUAAUUUUCGUAAUCCCCAAGCACAAAAGGUAUAGACGCCACAAAGUGCAAAGGGGUGAAUAAAUCUUCUAAGAAUUAAACCAAACCCCAAACCAAAAAGAUCAUAUCCAUUUUAGGUGAAAUUGGUUCUACACAUAAAUGAGAACAUAUGCAUGUUAAGUUUGUACAGAAAAAAAAUUUGAAAAGCUCGAUUUAGAAGAAAGAUGUGUAGAUUAAUUGCAUCAAAGAUUAUAAAAAAUGUCAAUAACUUUUGUUUAAAAUUUAAAAAUUUAAAUUGAUAAUGGUUUAUCAUUUUGUAUUUAUAUCGCAGUAAUUCCGGUUUGGAAAGAGCCUCUACCGGGCUGGACAGACAAUAUCAACGGUCCAACAGGCCUGUUGAUCGGCGCAGGCAAAGGUGUCAUCCGAACGAUGUACUGCGACAACAGUGGUUACGCCGAUUACUUACCGGUCGACAUAACCGUCAACGGUAUUUUAUUAUUCACUUGGAAUUAUAUCGGCAACAAGUGAGUGUGAAUGCGUAAUAUCUAUAAUACCUAUUCUAAUGUUUGUAUGUUUUAAUUUUCUCCGAGUUUUCGAAAAAACAAAUAUGAUUUUGAAAAGAUUUUAGAAAUUUGUUUUCGAUUGAAUUAUUGCAUUAUUUACAUACACGAGGAAAUUCAUCUGGUCGUAAUAUCAUAUCUUAAUUUUUUUAACUGACAGCUCAGAACGAGUUAUUUAAAUAACCGAAUUUUUCACAAAAUUUAUUUUUUAUUAUUAAUAUUAUAAUCAAAUAAAAAAACCGGAGUUAAAGACGGGUUGUAGAAUAUUGAUAUUUCUCCUUUCUUUAAAAUGAGUAUCGGGUGGUAGAUCCGGUGGAAGAGUCAUUAAAACCGGCAUUGAGCCUCUUAAUAUUGUACAUAUUAUUUAAACAAACAAUUUGUACGCACCUAUGUAUUACAUGUUUAAUAAUUAGAUAUUAUAUUAUAAAUGUGUUCAUUUUCUUUUUCGUGUCAGUCAAAACACAUAAUUCAUAAUAUUAUUAUAUUAUUAUAAUAUUAUACAUAAACUAAAAUAAUAAAACUCAUUGUCAUAAUAUAAGAAAUACUGUCCUCAUGGUUUUGGUUUAUUCUUACGAUGUCGUAUUGUGUUAAAAAAAAAAAAAAUAACAAAGAAAAAAACGUUAUAAUUCAUUAUGUUAACAAAUUUUACAUUAUUACCUAUAUCAAAGGUGCGGAACUUGGGGGUCCGAAAUCCUUAAGUAGGCUGCGAAAUUUUUAUUAGAGGGUCGCAAAUAAUUUUACACCAAAUGAAAGUUAUAUGUAUACAUGUUAUUUUAUACAACGUAAUAUGUCUAGUAUUGUCGGUGACCAUGAUCAGAAAUUAUUACUUCCCUUUGCUUCAACUUAUUUAUGCGAAAUAGCAUAAAAAAAAACAUUUGAUAGAUGAGUUACAUAUUUAAAUCUCAUUCUAAUGAAUUCAAUAAUCAAAAUAUUUUGUUUUCGCAUUUUCGUAUAUUUUGAGAUGUUUAUAUGUAGAUACAAUUAUAAUAUGUAUUUAAAAUUAAUAUAGUAAAUAUUGUAAAUAAAUGUAUACAUGUUUUAUUUAAAUAUUUAUUUACUAUAUUUAUUUAUGAGCAUUAACCAUUUCAAUAAUUUUGUUUUUACUUUAUUAUUUUAUUAUUUAAUACAGUAAUUUAUUAGCUAAUAACGAUUUGUCGUUUUAAAUUGUUUUAAAAUUAUAUUAAAUACCAAAAAGAAAUGAGUUAAGAUUAAAAAUACAUUAUAAUCUCUAUAUAUAAAAAUGGACCCUAUUCCUAUGUCACGGCAUCACUUAAGAACAUAUUUACCGAUUUCAUUAAUCUCUUUUUUUAAAUUAAAGAAGACAUCGCGGAGCAUGUUCUUAGACGUAAAUUUAGUCCUAUAAAGUUGCGGUUCUGAGAGAAAUGUGUGGUGGUGAUUAAAUGACAAAUAUAAUAAUAUAUUUUCAAUAAAUAAAUAUAGUAAAUUAAUAAAUAAAUAAAACAUUUAUAUAUAAAAAUUAAAAAAAAAUUAAAUAAAUAAAUGAAUCAAUGCGUUUACUUUAUUAUUUUAUUUAUAUAUUUUUGUUUUUUAUAUGGUUGCUAUUAAUUGCAGAUUAAAAUAAUAAUAGUAUACUGGUUACCAUUGGUUAAUCUGCCAUGUUUGUUGAUUUGUAUUUUUUUUUUUUUUUUUCAAUAAUAUAUUUAGCACAAAUUAUAAUGAUAUCUGAGAUUUGAACUCGAUACCGUAAGGUUAGUUAUCCUAGAUCUAUGGGAUCUAUGGUAACUAAUAAGAACACAAAAUUUCAAAUAAAAUUUUUAAAACUGCUUGCUGGAGUGUAUGAUUCUAACUGGCUAUGGAGCUAAGGAACCGGUCUUAGUUCCUAGAAUACCAAUGAUACCAACCAAUCUACCAUUCCAGUUUAAACGGCACCAAUUUCCCGUGAAACUAUUUUUCAAUGACUAACAAUAACAUACAAGGUCAAACAUUAAAUGUUGCUGGGUUAGACCUAAUUGUCCAAUAUUUUUCCCAUGAUCAAUUACUGUACGUGGCUCUGUCACGUGUUACGUGCAAAACAAAUUUAUUCGUGCUGGCCCCAAAAGGUGAGACAUUUAACGUACUGUGUCCAGAAAUAUUUAAUGCUUAAGGCAAAUAAUAAUUUAAAAUUUAAAAAUAUAUAUCAUAACAGAAUACUUUAAAUCCACCGAAGGUAGACUACAAAUUUUCGUUUAUUUGUUUUUAUUCAUUACUGACAUGGUCGAAACCAAAAAGGAAUAUGGGCAAAAAAAAUAAAAAUAGGCCGAGCAGGGCAGGCAGUUUACAAUCAAUUUUAACAAGUAACAGAGAAAAUUAAAAAUGUUAAGACACUGUAAUUAAUUUUGAAAAUUAUGUUAAGAGAAAAAGUAUCAAGACAGCCUUCCAAAAGUUCUUCAAACUAAUAAUUUUAUGAAUUUUUAUUAUUUAUUUUCACCCAUAACCGUAGUUAAUUUUUAUUUAAACAUUUAUCAAAAUCCCUAAUUUUUAAUUGUCAUAUUUUCAUAUAGAUAAAUACAACAUUUCGUAAUAAUUAAUAAUGAAAUUGUCUAUUUUCUAAUAUUAAUUACUGUACAAAUAAUUACUCAUUACUAAUUUUGUUUAUACAAACAAUUUGUUUGUUUUUGAAACAAAAAAAAGAAUUAAAUGCAUAUGUUAGUCGAAUAUUUAUCGACUUGAUAUUUAUGCAUUAUUUAUCGAAUAUUUCGACAGCUUUCAAUAAAAUAAAAGAUUAUCAACAAUAUUUUUAUACGGGAGUAAACAAAAAAUAACAUUAUUGUAAAUGUAUAUUAUGUUUUCAACUAUGUUGUUAUUUUUCAGAGAUAAAACCAGACAGAUCUGUCACUUGACUUCCAGUCAAGAAUGGAGAGUAACAUGGCAAGAAAUCAUUGACAUUGGCAAAAGUAUCGUAGUCAACGAAGUACCGUUAAACGGCGCCGCAUGGUAUCCAGGAGGCAGCAUGAAAAGUAGCAAACUUUUGCACAACAUAUGCGUGUUUUUCAUGCACACAAUACCGGCUUACUUUUUAGACGCGAUUAUAUUCAUGUCCGGUAAUAAACCAUGGUAAGACAGUCAAUAAAAUAUCAACCUAUUUUCAAAUAGAGCCCUAAUAUUGUAAUCAGACUCAUCAAAUUAUUUUUAAACAAAAAUGUUGAAAACAAAUACAGAUAUUGUUUGAACAUGAUUACAAAACGCGUAUUUCAGUAAUUGAUUAAAAUAUAUUUGAUUAGAUAUGGAUACAGACACUUUAGAAAAGCAUUUAUAAAUACUUUCAAGUACUUUUUUUUACAUAAGAAAAAUCGUUAUUAUUCAAUCCGUUAUUAUUUUAUAUAUGUACCAUUAGUAUAAUAUUAAUUUAAUACCAGUAUAAGCAAUGUUACUUAAAAUGUUGAAUAAAUUUCAUUUUCAACAUGAUGUAACAUGAUGCACUUAAAUUUGAAGUAUCAAAAACAAUUUUAAAAUUAUAAAACUAUCACUUUUUAACCAGUGAACUGUCUCAAGGUAGGAUAUAGAGAAUUAAAUUUAUAUCUGUAAUUAACAAUUAAUCAUUGCUGAAGAAUAAAGACUCUGAACAGAACUCAGUCAAAAGGAUUGUUUUUUCAACAAUGUUCGUUUUUAUAAAGAUUGUUUAAAAAAUAUGCAAAUAUAAAAUAAUAAAAACUUAAUAAAAAAUAUAAUUAAAACCGGUUGCCAAUGAUAACCUUACUCUUAAUUUGGCAUCUCUUAUUGUACCUAAACAAUCGGUUUUCCUCAUUGUCUCGAAUAUUAAUAAGAAUUUCAAAUGAAUAACGUUUUAAAUUACCAACUAGAGCCAGAAUGUAACAAAAAAGAUGUCAUUAUAUGUUUUGAUUGGAGCAAGAUUUCUAGGAUAAAUUAUAUAUACAGUUUAAACAAAAAUGGAAAAAAAGUAAAAAAAAAAAAAGGAAAAGGAUAAAUAUUAUUAAACCAAUACUCUAGAAUAAUUAUGAAAGUAUUUUAGAUAUGUAUUCGGUUCUUGAACACACAUAGUUCAUUUUAAAAAAUAUUUAAAGUACAAUAAGACAUUUUAGUAGGAUUAAUUGAAAUACAUACUCAAAUAUUUUGUAUCUAUUUGAAUAUUUUUACUCAAAUACUUUAUAAGUCAAAUUGUAACCCAUUGUGUGUAACCCGAAAAGUUCUAAUUAUGGGGAAAACUAGAAAUCAACAACUUCUAUGAAUAUAUAAUAACCUAGUGAACGAUGAAAAACAAAACCAAUAAAAUUUAAAGUUAUAAUUAUGAGAACGAAAAGGUUCAGGUACAUUUAAAACGUAAUUAUAUUAAAAUUAUAGAACGUUAUAUUAGACAAACAAUUAAUAUUUAGAUUAAUCGUGUAGAUAACUUCUCUGUUGAUAAAACACUUUUAAUUGCAAGACGUAUCUCAUAUUUUCUUAGUGAUUGCUCAUUUGUCUGCACGAUUUAGAACAUUUUUACCAUUAUAUAAUUCUAAAUGAAUUAAUGGCCAGGAUUUAAGUUAUUUUAGGAUUAAACGAUGCGCGCGCGCAAAAAAAAAAAAUAAAAUAAAUUAUUACACAACAUUUUGAUAUGACGAAAACGAGUGUAAUAAUAUGUAUAACAUUUGUCUAAAAUAACGAUUUCUAAAAAAUAUAAAUUCGAAUGACUGUCGCUCCAAUGUGGCGUCAAAUAAAAAUGGGAAUGAUUUCGAUAAAACAUCCAGCGCAUAAGUGACCCUAUAAUGUUUAUUUUGUUUUUUUUUUUUGGCAAACACUGACUGGUUAUUUAGCUUAUUUAUUGAGUACACAUCAAACGUCCAUAUAUUUUACUAUAGGCAUAUUGAAUGUAUAUAUAUAUAUAUAUAUAUAUUAAAAAAACUAAUAUUAUAUAAUAAUAGUUAUAAUAUAUGACCAGGCCAUUUCUAUAGAUGUUUUUUUGUGUUCAAAUUUUUGUAUUGGAUUUUUACUGCGUUCUAUAAUAAUUUAAGAAUAGACGUUCAGUAGAUAUGUACUGACAAAGUCCCCAGUAUAGACCCAAGUAUGACUACUAUUAUUAUUGUUAUUUUUUAGUAUACACAUCACUUUAACAGUCAUUAAUAAUUUAUUAAAUGUUUACCUCAGUUCUAUAAUAAUUUGAGAAUAGAAGUUCAGUAGAUAUUUACUGACAGAGUCCAUAGUAUAGACCCAAAUAUGACUACUAUUAUUAUUGUUAAUUUUUAGUAUACACAUCACUUUAACAGUCAUUAAUAAUUUAUUCUUAAAUUAUUUAUUAAAUGUUUAUCUCAGUCUAGUGCGCAUUCAAGACAGAAUCAACAAAGGAUUCGAGGUUUUUGAAUACUACGCAAACAAUCAAUGGGAGUUCAGAAAUGAACACGUCCAUUACAUCAGAAGGGUUAUGAACGCACGAGAGAAAUUCGAGUAUACGGUCGAUGGAGAUGAUAUGGAUAUCAGAAGUUAUUUCAGAGAUUGCAUUAUGGCCGCUAGAAUUUAUAUAUUAAAAGAAAUGCCAGACACCCUACCCAGAGCUAGGAUCCAUAUGAAAAUGUAAGUUUUUUAAAUUUUAGGUUAUUCAAAUGAUCUUAAAAUAUAGAAAAAAAUAUAAAAACUCAUCGUACACCUAUUCACAAAAUCAUCAAACGGAAAUUUUUUAAUUAUUUCUUUUAUGCGAAGUAUUCUCAGAUCUAUGUUAAGUUAUUUGUUGUUCUUUUUGUGCAAUAUUAUUAAAUCCAUAUUCAAAUUUCAACAUUUUACUUCCAUAAAAUAAGCGUAUUUCUUAGUCCUGAAUAUUUUUUCUUCAUGUACACAUACUUUAAGUUACUAGGCUACACUUCUAAUUAGCAAACAGUAUUUUUAUUACUCUAAACAAAACACGUUUGAAAAUAAAUCGACUAUUUCGAGUUUUAUAUUCAGCCAUGCACCACAUAGUUUUAAAAGCUCUAGCACUCCGGGGCAAGUUAUUUUUUUUUUACCCUCCCCCCCUCAUUGACAAAACCCUGGCUCCUGAUAAUAUAUAAUUAUACAUAUUAUUAGAAUUCAAAAUUCUAAAGUCCGCGAAGUUUAAAAAUAAAUCAAUUUGAGCAUUUAUCUUAAAAAAAACACACAUCAAUUUUAAAAUAUAAAAAGCUGUCUCGUUUUGUCUAGAUUUAAUAAUACCAUAGUUGGUAAUGUAUGUUACAUAAAUAUUUUUCUCAGUAUUUUAUUUGUGCAGCAUAUCAUUGUGAUAAUAAGCAAAAUAAAAAAACUUGUUUAUUCUAAAAAAAAAACCAAUUUUUUAUGUGUUCAAUAAAAGGAUAACCAGCAAGAUUUCUUCAAAUAAUAGAUAAUAUAAUAUAGAUAAUAAUUAUUGAACGUGGGAGAUGAAAGUCGUGAAAAACCGAAGAACUAUUUUACAAUAGUAAAAACACCAAAUCCAUUUAUAAAACGAUUUAUCGUAUAUUAUUAUGGAUUCCAAAUUUUUGAAAAAGUUAAUUGUUACGAUUAAUGUAAUAUUUUUGUUAUCAUUCGAUUUAUUAAUAUGAUUAUCGUUUAAAUGAUUUUUACAGAAUGUACUGUGUCGAUAUAGUAGCGAAAAUAUUGUUUUUCGGCUUACUGUUGUGGACGUUAUUCAGCUGGUCCGAUACGAUUGUGGCGUUCGGUAUAGGAUUGAUCAACAUCAUUCGUUUGUGCUUCGGUUCAGUACUGUCAGCCGUCACUGGCAAUACAACCGCCGAUUCCAUAUUGAACAAUAAGGAACUUUAAUUUGAGAUCAAUAACUAUAUUUACCUCGACAAUUCAAUUUUAUUGUUAACGAUAAAAUGAUCCUCACCAAUGUAUUAUAUAGUCUUCUAGCACCUAUCUAAUUAAUGCAUAUAGUAUUGUUAAAACGAACAAAAAAACAAAACAAAAACAAAAACUUUAAAAUAAAAAUAAUUGUUAAUUACACAAGUAUAUUAUUUCGUAUACUUUUAGGACGUCAAACCAGCAUAUUUCGCCGUCUCUGUCUAUUAUCAUAACGGGCAAUAUAUCAAAAAUGCAGUGCUUUCGUACUUCCACUAGUAUAUACUCAUGUGGGACUCGUUGGUCGCAUAAAUAUUUAAUUUCGGUGCCAAAAUAAAUGCGAGAACUUUUAUUAAAAGCCUACGGAAUAGGUUUUUUUUUUGUUUUGAAAUUUGUUUUCCAAUUUUUAAAAUUUAUCUUAUUAAAACGAAAUCAUACUCAACGUGACAAAUAGUAUAGUAUUAUAUUAGAAGUACAAAAACGCAUUUUUUUUGCGAGCAGAAUUGUCAAAUGUAUGUUUGACGUCCUCUUAAAAUGGCUACUUUUUUCUUUUUUUGUACUAUUUUAUAAACUUUAAAACCGAGUAUAGAUAGAUAUGUAUUAUCGUAAUAUUUAAACAUUCGUAUAAAAUAUUAUAUAGGUACCAUAAAUAUAUUUAACUUAGUUAAUUAAUAUUUUGUUAUACAUAUAUAUAUAUAUAUAUAUAUAUGUUUUUAAUUAUUUUACAGUUUCCAUACUAAUAUAUUUAUAGUUAUAAAUAUAUGAUAUUUUUAUUUUCAUAUUUUAAACACAAAUGUGCUUUUUUUUUCAAUGCAGCAAUUUAUUAAAUUAGGUAUUCUUUAAUAUGAUUAAGUCUAAUCUAAUCAACUAUAUAGUUUAUUUUGUAUACAAUAAAUAUUAGGUUUAUACCAUUCAACGAUUUUUUUUUUAUACAUAAUACAUUUUUAAAAUUUUAUUUUCAAAAUCAAAUAUACGAAAAACAUAAUAUAUCUCAUACUUACAGCCAUAUUAUACGGUUUGCUUGAAUACCUAUUAUAAUACGUAAAAUAUAAUUUGAAUAUCUAUUUUAUUUUUAACACAAAUUAGUAUUAACUUAGUAUAGUUAUCUACGUUUAUAAAUUUUGUAAACCAACGUAUUUUAAUAAUAAUAAUAAACCACUACAAUAUACUUAUAUGCACGUAACUAUUUGUUAUUAUGCG
Messenger RNA from Cinara cedri, 31041 nucleotides. Lineage: Eukaryota; Metazoa; Arthropoda; Insecta; Hemiptera; Aphididae. The record is from the annotation of a GenBank genome assembly.